AUGUCUAAUCCGCCCGGCACCAACACCAACGUCACCACCACUCCCAGCGGCAGCAGCUCCUCCCAUAAGCCUCCACCAUCUCCUUUCACCUCCUCCUCCUCCUCCACCACCCACGGCGGCAGCGGAGCCGGAACUCCACUCUCCCCACUCCCGGCAAUGAAAAAGGCCAAGUCUCAAGCUGUUGCUUACUCUCUCGAUAACAAGAACGGCCAGCCUCCACAUGUCCAUUUCUCGCCCGAGAUUGAUGCCAGUACUACCAAUUUCAAUUCCGCCUCAAUGAUCGAUGUAGAAGAAGAAGAUCCCGGUGAUGUCGUCUUGGACCCUAGUAACAUUAGCAAUUUUAGCAGCAAUGCUCUGUCACGCGCCUCCAAUUUGGCUCGGAAAAAGGCUACUCCUCCUCAGCCACAAAAGAAGCUUGUCAUUAAGCUCCUUAAAGGUAAACCUACGUUGCCCUCAGAUUUUGAAGAAACCACGUGGGCAAAACUUAAAUCAGCUAUCAAUGCCAUAUUCUUGAUGCAGCCAGAUCCUUGUGAUCUUGAGAAGUUGUAUCAGGCGGUAAAUGACCUAUGUCUGCACAAGAUGGGGGGAAAUCUUUAUCAACGAAUUGAAAAGGAAUGUGAAGCGCAUAUAUCAGCUUCCUUGCAAUCUCUCGUUGGACAGAGUGAAGAUUUGGUGGUUUUCUUGUCUCUUGUAGAGAAGUGCUGGCAGGACUUUUGUGACCAGAUGUUAAUGAUUCGAGGUAUAGCUCUGUAUCUGGACCGGACAUAUGUUAAGCAAACUCCAAAUGUUAGGUCGUUGUGGGAUAUGGGUUUGCAACUAUUCCGGAAGCAUUUAUCUCUAGCUUCAGAAGUGGAGCACAAAACCGUGUUUGGUCUUCUCAAGAUGAUUGAGAGUGAAAGAUUGGGUGAGGCAGUUGAUAGAACUCUCCUGAACCAUCUCCUGAAGAUGUUCACUGCAUUGGGGAUUUAUUCUGAUAGCUUUGAGAAGCCAUUCUUGGAGCGUACAUCUGAGUUCUAUGCUUCUGAAGGCGUUAAAUACAUGCAACAGUCUGAUGUUCCUGAUUACUUGAAGCAUGUGGAGACAAGACUGCAUGAAGAGCAUGAGAGGUGUUUACUCUACCUGGAUGCAAGUACCAGAAAACCAUUAGUUGCUACUGCAGAAAGGCAACUUCUUGAAAGGCACAUAGCUGUUAUACUUGAUAAAGGUUUUAUGAUGCUUAUGGAUGGCCAUCGCAGUGAGGAUCUUCAAAGGGUGUAUAACCUCCUCUCUAGAGUUAAUGCCCUGGAAUCAUUAAGACUAGCUCUUAGUACAUAUAUACGGAGAACUGGGCAGGGUAUUGUCAUGGAUGAGGAGAAGGACAAAGAUAUGGUGUCCAGCCUUUUAGAUUUCAAGGCUACGCUCGAUACUAUUUGGGAGGAAAGUUUCUCAAAGAAUGAAGCAUUUAGUAACACUAUCAAGGAUGCUUUCGAACACUUGAUUAAUCUUCGCCAGAACCGACCUGCUGAGUUAAUUGCUAAGUUUUUGGACGAAAAGCUUCGUGCUGGAAAUAAAGGCACUUCAGAGGAGGAACUGGAAGGUACAUUAGACAAAGUCUUGGUGCUCUUCAGAUUUAUACAGGGUAAAGAUGUUUUUGAAGCAUUUUAUAAGAAAGAUCUUGCCAAGAGGUUACUCUUGGGUAAAAGUGCAUCCAUUGAUGCUGAGAAGUCCAUGAUUUCUAAGCUAAAAACAGAGUGUGGGAGCCAGUUUACUAACAAACUAGAAGGGAUGUUCAAGGAUAUUGAGUUAUCUAAAGAAAUAAAUGAAUCCUUCAAGCAAUCCUCUCAAGCUCGGACAAAGCUUCCCUCUGGAAUUGAGAUGAGUGUCCAUGUCUUAACAACUGGGUAUUGGCCUACAUAUCCACCAAUGGAUGUCCGGCUUCCCCAUGAACUCAAUGUGUAUCAGGAUAUUUUUAAAGAGUUCUAUCUCAGCAAGUACAGUGGAAGGAGAUUAAUGUGGCAGAAUUCAUUGGGUCAUUGUGUUCUGAAAGCAGAAUUUCCAAAAGGUAAAAAGGAGCUGGCAGUCUCGCUAUUUCAGACUGUUGUCUUGAUGCUCUUUAAUGACGCUGAAAAGCUUAGCUUUCAAGACAUUAAGGAAUCGACAGGCAUCGAGGACAAAGAGCUGCGAAGAACUCUUCAGUCCCUUGCAUGUGGAAAAGUUCGUGUUCUUCAGAAGAUUCCCAAAGGUAGAGAAGUUGAAGAUGAUGACUCAUUUGUGUUCAAUGAUCAAUUUGCUGCUCCUCUUUACCGUAUAAAGGUGAAUGCCAUUCAGAUGAAGGAAACAGUCGAGGAGAACACCAGCACUACUGAAAGAGUAUUUCAGGAUCGCCAAUAUCAGGUUGAUGCUGCCAUUGUUCGUAUUAUGAAAACCAGAAAAGUGUUGAGCCAUACACUAUUGAUAACUGAACUUUUUCAACAGCUCAAGUUCCCGAUAAAGCCAGCUGACUUGAAGAAACGGAUUGAAAGUCUUAUAGAUAGAGAGUACCUGGAGCGCGACAAAAACAACCCUCAAAUAUACAAUUAUCUAGCAUAA
Molecule: messenger RNA, 2568 nt
Organism: Oldenlandia corymbosa var. corymbosa
Lineage: Eukaryota; Viridiplantae; Streptophyta; Magnoliopsida; Gentianales; Rubiaceae
Source: the annotation of a GenBank genome assembly